AUGUCUCAAUACUAUCCGCAUCGCGGUGGUACUGGUGCCGCAGGUGGCGGCGGCGGCGGAGACCAAGACCGUGGGCAAAUGCCCGGUUCCAGUCGAGGUCGCGGCAGGAGCAGGAGCCGCAGACGCGGCGGUAGGCGAGGCCAAGGUAACGCGGCGGAAGUUGAAAGCUUUUUCGCUGGCUUUGAGGAUGAACUGGAACCUGUCAACCGAUAUGGAGACAGCCGUCAAGGGGACCAACGAGCUUCCCUUUCCAACUAUCAACAACCACUGCCCCAACACAGGGAAGACAACUUCGCGGCCUACUACGGAGACCUUGCGCAAGAUUGGCGCCAGCCGCCCCCUCAGCAAAUGCCGAGGUACGGAUAUCACGACUACCAGCACCCUCCUGGGCAAAUGCCAGGGUACGGAUAUCCAGGUGGCCAGAAUCCUCCUGAGCAAAUGCCAGGGUACGGAUAUCCAGGUGGCCAGCGCCCCAUGGAACAGUACCCAAGGUACGGAGACAGAGGCAACCCACCCCCUCCUGGGCAAAUCCCAGGGUAUGGAUACCCAGGCAGCCAGCCCCCUCCCCUCACUCCUGGGCAAUUAUAUGGACGAAACCAACCUCCUCCCCUCAUUCCUGAGCCGUACCCACGGUACGGAGAUAGAGGGUAUUCCUAUCAGGACCCUCCAGUGCGUGUUCCGCAAGCGCAGAACCGCCCACACAUGCCUCCCGUCCGUGUUCCGCAAGCGCAGAACCGGCCGCCAAUCCGGGCACCCAGUCCUGACUUUACUCCCAAGUCUUCCGACCUUGCUGAAAACAAACAAGGAUGCCUCGACCCACUUCUUGAGUUCUUGAAUAAUGCUGGUGGGCAGUCAAAGAACUCGAACUCGCGGAAGCGCAAGCGUAAGCAGGCGCCCCAAAGCUCUAGGAGCACGACGACUCUCGCGGGUGCCAACAACGGAACCCAAGAAGUCAAACCUGAAAAUGAGAGCAGCGAUGAUGGUCUUGGACGUCAAAAGAAACUUCGUAGUGGCAACCCAGGCGGUGUGAAUGCCGAGACGCAUGUCUGUGGCAACUGCAAAGGCAAGGCCCAUGUGGUCGCUACUUGCAACAAGCCUCGAUCAGACGGCCUUAUCCACGGGUGUGCGAUCUGCAAUGCAGGUAGUCACCCUACAUGGACUUGCGGGGAAUUUCCCCGAGGAGAUGACAAAAAGCUCGACCAGCUGAGAGAGUUGGUGUUCAAAAGAGCGAACCGUCCGGCACUUCACGGCAAGUUCUGGUAUCCUCUUAUGCACUCCUAUAUGCAGGCUCACCCAGAUACUGAGGUUCCUGGACUGCCAUGGACGAAAGAGUUCAGUCAGCGGUACCAUAAAGACUCGAGACUACAAAACAUACUUCGUUACGACAUGGACAACAACGAACUGUUUACUGUCGACCCCAACACACGCACAUGGCAAGCUGCCGUGGCACGUUAUGGGGACCCAGGUCAACGGGAUAUCAAGUAA
This is a messenger RNA of Fusarium sp. VM40, 1485 nucleotides long. NCBI's taxonomy places the organism in Eukaryota, Fungi, Ascomycota, Sordariomycetes, Hypocreales, Nectriaceae. The record is from the annotation of a GenBank genome assembly.